GCGGGGGUGGAGUAAAGGGACUAAGAACUCUGCGGAGGGCUUCUCAGGCCCUGGGUCUAAAACGCCGCGCUGUGCUCCCUACUCCGGCAAAGCUCCGCCUCCUCAGCCUUAGUUUCUCCUUCGGGAAAUUGGGGAAUCUUGAUACCUCUCUGGCAUCCAGCAGGCGCUUACUAAAUGGCCAAGUCAUUGUCGGGCUUUCUAAAUAAGGCUCUAUUAGUGGCCGGGUCUGGCCGCGGUCCCAGUGUCCCCGGGCGGCCCGCCGAGGGGCGGACACAUGGCGUACUAUAAAGCAGCGGCGGCGCACUGAGGGGUACUGCGGCUCCUAGGGCGGCGGCGGAGGAGGAGAAGGAGGAGAAGGAGGAGAAGGAGGAAUAGAAUGGAGAUCCCCGUGCCCGUGCAGCCGUCUUGGCUGCGCCGCGCCUCGGCCCCUUUGCCCGGGGUUUCCGCGCCAGGGCGCCUCUUCGACCAGCGCUUCGGCGAGGGGCUGCUGGAGGCCGAGCUCUCUGCGCUCUGUCCCGCCGCGCUGGCGCCCUACUACCUUCGUGCACCCAGCGUGGCGCUGCCUACCGCCCAGGUGCCGACCGACCCCGGGCAUUUCUCGGUGCUGCUGGACGUGAAGCACUUCUCGCCAGAGGAAAUCGCCGUCAAGGUGGUUGGCGAACACGUGGAGGUGCACGCACGCCACGAGGAGCGCCCGGAUGAGCACGGAUAUGUAGCCCGCGAGUUCCACCGCCGCUACCGCCUGCCGCCUGGUGUGGACCCUGCCGCUGUGACGUCCGCGCUGUCACCCGAGGGUGUCCUGUCCAUCCAGGCCGCACCCGCGCCAGCCCAGGCUCCGCUGCCCCCGCCGCCGGCUGCUGCUGCCAAGUAGGGGUCUGGGUACGCCAGAACCCCUGGAGCCGCCUCAGGCCCCCCUUUUAAAGCCGACCUGACUCCGCCCAGCCAGAUAUCCUGAGCUCAAGACCACCCGCUCACCCAAUCUGGAUCCCGCCCAGACCCUUCCAACCUAGACUCAGUCUUGAUAACCUAGGCCUUUCCAGUGAUACUCCUACUCACACCCUCUCCCGCUUUUAACCCCCCACCCCAACCUCUCUAGCUUCCAGACCCUACAAGCACAACCCUUCCACCUAUAGCCUCCCAUUUCCAUCCACCCCACUUUCUUGGCACAUAAGCCCAUUCAAAACUGUUUCCUUCUGACUCCUCUAUGAAAACAUCUCCACACCCCAUUUUAUUCCCCUCCUCACUUAAUACCAGAUUAUGGUGUAGACAGCCCUGUGCCCACCCUUGGCCAGUCAAGUAUACCUGCCCCCCCUCCACCCGCAACCCCCAGAAAUGUCCCAGACACUGCACAGACCUCCCAUCUCAGACCACCCAGGCCUAGGAUGGUCUCAUUCCAAUCAGACACUCCACUCCCUGCCACCCCAUCCCCAGAACCCAUCUUUGGAUUUGAAACUUCAGCCAGCCACCUUCAGACUUUUAAAUCCCUUUUCUGACCCCUACCCUUGGACAACUAUUCUAGGCCAACCAGGACCCUCAACCUCAAAAUGUAGAUACCCCGCCCAUCUCCCCAGACUCUACAAUAUCCUAGUUCCCAUCCCCAGCUCUACCCAGGACCCCUGUCAUUUUGUCAUGACCCUCAAGUCUCUAACCACAUGUAAUCCACCUUCCAGACCCCUCCCUCUAUUCUCCAAGACCCAGCCAAGCAGCCACUUCUUCUAUUCCCCACAAUCUUUCUCCUUCCUUGAAUUUCCUGCUGCCCCAUCCCUCACUCCUACCUAGAUCCACUCCCCUAAUAAAUGUGCUAGAGCUGUG
Pteropus alecto (black flying fox) is the source of this 1812-nucleotide messenger RNA. RefSeq names its product heat shock protein family B (small) member 6 (gene HSPB6). The transcript has 3 exons. Gene Ontology annotation, molecular function: protein folding chaperone; structural constituent of eye lens. NCBI's taxonomy places the organism in Eukaryota, Metazoa, Chordata, Mammalia, Chiroptera, Pteropodidae. Gene Ontology annotation, biological process: response to heat; protein refolding. Bases 377 to 871 code for a protein of 164 amino acids. The record is from RefSeq and is a predicted model, not a curated record.